AUGUUUGACACAGACUCGGCAUUACUAUCCCUAGUAUUUCAGGUUCUGAAGUACUUUAUACUGUUAGGCAUUGCAAUGAUGAUAUAUGUGGGGUACUACGUCCUGAUCAGGCCUCACUUGUUCAGAUGGAAGUAUAAAAAGUACCCAAAUGUCUACAUGAUUGACUCGAUUAAGCCCCUAGGAGGAGACCUUGCACUCCAUAUGGAAGAUGUCAAGCAGGAUAAAGUUCAUUAUUCCCAUAUUGUAGAAGCAGCUCCAGAGUUGAACAAGUAUGACCUGCAAGUAGAAAUAGAAAGUAUGCAACCCGUGAUUUCACUGGUAUCUAAUGAGAGUAUUAAGGAAUUUUGCGCAAUGGCUCCUGACAAAAUAGAUAAGCUUGUCUGGAAUAGAGGAGUUCUCAAAAUGGUUGCCGAUUCAUUUGCUGCUCAUCCCUCUACUGAGAAAACUAAAGGAAGAAGGAAGGAUCUUACUAGCAUUCUUGGGCUGAAUUCUUCAUCAAAAUAUAUCCCUACAAUGCUUGAGGUUACCAAAGAAGUUCUGGCUGAAAUGAAGAAAUUAAAAGAUGUCAACUAUCUGAAUCACAUGAACAAUCUGACUGUAAAGAUUUUAUCGAACCUUCUGUUCGGAAAAGAUAUUCACUAUUUGAUUGAGAAGAAGUAUACCUACCAAAAUCAUGAUGGAACUUCAGAUGAGCUGAACUUGUUGGACUUCUUCUUUAAGCAUUGUGAGAAUUUGGUAGCUGAAUACUACAAUCCUAUCACAACACUCCUUCCGUUUGUUGAUAAGAACAACUUGUUUGGACUCUGGAAGAGGAAUCAUGUCAAUGACAUACAGUUUAAGACUAGACUUACUGAAAUUGUUGAGAAAUCAAAGGAUGAAAAUUCCUUGUGGAGCCAAAUGAAAGCCUUAAACCAUUACUCUUCAGAAGAUAUUUUUAGUGAUUUGAUUAUCCUACUUCUCGGAGGAACUGAGAGUACUUCUCACUCUCUCGUGUCACUCUUCUUCUAUCUUGCCAAACAUCCCGAUGUGAAGGAAAAGUUGGUCAAAGAGCUCCGUGAUAUGGGAUUCCAUAAAAACGAAGAGCUGUACCACACUAAGAUUCAUGACUGUGACUACCUUAAUUAUGUAGUAAAAGAGGUAUUCAGAAUUGAUGCUCCAGUCACAAGAGGAUUUUAUUAUGUAGCGAAAGAGGAUAUCAAUAUCUGAAAUGUGCCUAUUAGUAAAGGAACCGCUCUCAGGCUCGACCUACUUACUCCCCAUUUCAACACUGAUGACUGGAAGGAUCCUCUCUCCUUCGUGCCCGAAAGAUUUGAUCCAGAAUCUGAGUUUUAUGUGAAAGCAAUGAAAGAAUCUAAGAAAGCAGGAGUGUUCUCAAGAAGAGCAUUCGGUCAUGGUGUCAGGAGCUGCCCUGGCCAGACCUUUGCCACUUUAGAGACAAAAGUCAUUGUUGCCUAUCUUCUCACCCAUAUGGACUUCGAAGUCGAUGAAAGCAUCUUAAAUAGAGAGAAUGUUGGGUUUGGUAUGGGGAGCCAUAUUGUUCCCAAAUUCAAAGUUAGUGAAUUCAGAGAAUAAUUCCAGAGUUAUUUGAAAAGUUGCGGAGCAGUUUCAAUAUAUUUGAUAUUCAGUU
Messenger RNA from Moneuplotes crassus, 1627 nucleotides. NCBI's taxonomy places the organism in Eukaryota, Ciliophora, Spirotrichea, Euplotida, Euplotidae. The record is from the annotation of a GenBank genome assembly.